This is a messenger RNA of Rosa rugosa (rugosa rose), 1129 nucleotides long. RefSeq names its product small ribosomal subunit protein uS11m. Gene Ontology annotation, cellular component: mitochondrial small ribosomal subunit; ribosome. Lineage: Eukaryota; Viridiplantae; Streptophyta; Magnoliopsida; Rosales; Rosaceae. Gene Ontology annotation, molecular function: small ribosomal subunit rRNA binding; mRNA 5'-UTR binding; structural constituent of ribosome. The transcript has 3 exons. Gene Ontology annotation, biological process: maturation of SSU-rRNA from tricistronic rRNA transcript (SSU-rRNA, 5.8S rRNA, LSU-rRNA); ribosomal small subunit assembly; translation. The record is from RefSeq and is a predicted model, not a curated record. The coding region runs from base 185 to 856 and encodes 223 amino acids.
UUUCCAAACUCAAUCUUUAUCACAAAUGAACUGACGAUAACACCCCUCUCCUUUAGGUAGUUGUUGAAGUGAAGUCGCAGCAGCCUCCCCUCCUCUACCUCCUCCGUCGGAAUCCUCAUUCUCUGAGCUUCAGUCGAUAGAAAUAGUACCAUUCAGGCAGAGGCAGGCGUAGUGGAAGCGAGUGAUGUUCUCGUCUCUCUCUCGGCUAGUCCCUCGGGUGACCAGAUGCCAUUCCCACCUCACUGCUUUAAGGUCCUUCUCCUUCUCUAGGAUCCCACCCCCACCAGGUUCUGCAGAUAGUUUUCCUCAGCAGGGUGUUAAUGCUUCUGAGAAUGUUGCAACCGGAACGGGCUUGGAUCAUGUCACGGGGUUUCCUGGAAGGAAUUCCAGGUCUAUGGACUUUGUUAGGGGAGUUAUAGACCAAGAUGGAAGGGCAAACAGAGCGGAUCCUCAGUUUCAGUUCCCUAUUAGACAUAUGGAGCAGAAUGCUGAUGUAGUCCACAUAAAGUUGAUGCGUAAUAAUACUUUUGUUACCGUCACAGAUUCAAAGGGGAACAAGAAACUUGGGGCUUCAGCUGGAUCUGUACCAGAAAUGAAAGGAGGAGCAAAAUUGUCUCGCUAUGCUGCCGAAGCAACUGCAGAACAUGUUGGACGGAUGUCCAGAAAUUUUGGGUUGAAAUCAGUUGUGAUGAGGGUGAAAGGGUUUACUUAUUUCAAGAAGAAGAAGCAAGCUAUCUUGAGCUGGAAAGACGGCUUUACUAAUUCCAGAGUGGGUCAAAAUCCGGUUAUAUACAUUGAAGAUACCACCCGAAAGCCCCAUAAUGGCUGCCGACUCCGGAAGAAGCGUCGUGUCUAGAGAUACUGUAUGCUUUAUGUUGACCAAGUGUUGCUUUUACUUGGCUAGACGCAUCUUGUCAUAUACUGAGAUGAGUAAAAACUUGGUGGUGGCUAAUAAACUUUUGCUAGGAGAGCUUGGCAUACUUUUUUUUUUUUCCUUCACUUUAAUCCCAAUCUGAUUUUGUAGUCUACUUGAAUAUCACCUUAGUUUGUUUCACAUAUGGUUGGUUUUGUGAUAAUGUAUGGAAAUUUCUCUGAUAGUAUUGGUGAUGAAAAAUUUCUGCUUUGCUUA